AAGCGUCACGCACCUGGUAAGGCACGACAGCAAGCACCUUCAGGAUCCUUAAGGGGCAGGCAAGCGCUGUAGACCAACGGAUCUGAGGGACAGUGAGCGCUGGUGCAUCUUUCUUUCAUUCUCUGUCGUUAGUUGAACUUCCUGCAAGCGCCGCCAUGAUGCGAGGCUUCAUUCUUCUCCUGCUUGUCGCCUCAUCUGCGGCAAUGAUAACACCUCAGAUGAUGGCUAAUCCACCUACACCUCCUCAGGGUCCACCUAUGGGUCCACCAAUGGGUCCACCUCAGGGUCCACCUAUGGGUCCACCUAUGGGUCCUCCUAUGGGUCCUCCUAUGGGUCCACCUCAAGGUCCACCAAUGGGUCCACCACAGGGACCCCCUAUGGGCCCUCCUCAGGGACCACCUCAACCUCCUAUGAUGGGCGGAGGCUACGGAGGUCCUCAACCACCAUACGGAGGGCCCCCUGCCGUGGAUCCUAACAACUAUGGCCAGCAGCCAGCUCCCGGGAUGGACCCCGGCAUGGGAUAUGGAGGUGGCAUGUUUUUAACUGGAGACAAGUUCAAAGACAGACGACUGUUCGAGCUCCUGUACAACCCAGCGACGGGCCGACCACGAGAAAUUCCACAUCUUCCUCCUGUCUACCCCGGAGGCAUGCCUUAUCAGUGGAGCUUGCCUGAUUACCACAAAGAUAUGGUCGUGCAUUUCCUCGAAAAUAAAAUCCGUAUGAGAGGUACUCCACCAACGCCGAGCGAAGCUGAGAUUUUGCGUUUGGUGGGUGACCCACUGAUGGAAAUGAUGCCUAUGCCUAUGCCUGGUUAUGGACGUCCUAUGUACCAAACUGGAGGCGCAUGGUAGAGUGGAGCAACAACCUCCAUCUGACCGAUGUGCAGCGAUCAUCACCAUCAGUCUCUGGGUCGUUGUCAUACUUAUUUCAUCAAAUUAGUGCUGACCAGUACAUAACCAUGGCAUGUCGACACAAAUAAGAGAGACCUAACAACGAAUCUGUGUCCAAUCUGCUACAUCAAGAAGCUAUCCCAUUGUUCUCUGUGCUUUGACGUUAGAGUAGAUGGAUGGUUACAGGCAGCAAUUUUGUUCGACAUGCUGGAACAAGACUGGCAUUUGUAAAGUGGUCUUUCAAUAUCGCGAAGAAAAGUUGAGACAGUUCACAGGACCAGAGCAUGUGUUAGUAUCAAGCUAUGUAUUUCCAUGUUUCCUACACUGCUCAACUUCUCUCCUCAAAAUAAGAAAAAGAAAUAAUAACAUUGAAAAUAAUAGAUUUAUUUAAUACUUAUCUUAGUCAAAAUACAUUUGUCCGUGUGAUUGUAAGCUGCUACUUUACUACAAGAUGAUGCAUAAGAAGCUCACUAGAUUUGAUUUUUGGGAGGUGGGGGGAAAUAAACAAGACUUUAUGCAGCUAUAAAUAAAAGUAUCACAUGCCAAGAUACACUGUUUGUAACACCGACUCCAUAUUCAAGAUUUAUCAAAAUGUGUUAAGUUUUGCUUCUAUAACACCUGCUACUUCAGAUAUUCUAAGAUUGAGUCAAUUCCUCAAAGUGUUUGUUCAAUAAAAGUUUCUGUCGGUGAAAGCUGGA
Pomacea canaliculata is the source of this 1588-nucleotide messenger RNA. RefSeq names its product proline-rich protein HaeIII subfamily 1-like. The transcript is spliced from 11 exons. The record is from RefSeq and is a predicted model, not a curated record. NCBI's taxonomy places the organism in Eukaryota, Metazoa, Mollusca, Gastropoda, Architaenioglossa, Ampullariidae. The coding region runs from base 156 to 851 and encodes 231 amino acids.